This is a messenger RNA of Nomia melanderi (Alkali bee), 13654 nucleotides long. Lineage: Eukaryota; Metazoa; Arthropoda; Insecta; Hymenoptera; Halictidae. The record is from RefSeq and is a predicted model, not a curated record.
UGCUUCUGGUGCACUUGGAGACGCUCUUGAUACCGAGAUUGCAGGGUACUGGGUUACGAUGCGAGUAUGCACUGUAGAGGGAUGACUCAACGUCUAGCGGGACGGUCUGACAAAACGGAUCCCAGAGGUAUGGCCAGCAGCACGGAGGAUUACGGCUCGGAAUUGCAGGAGCUGCAGUGGGGCGGCGGCACCGGAUCUCACUUCCUGCGCAGCGGUUCUCACUUCCUGAGGAGCGGGACCGGCGGUUGCUACGAAGCCGAGGAUCUGGAGCCGGCAGGCAGGCACCAUGCUGGCCAGCACAGGGGAUAUUACAGCCCUCCGGGGACAAGUUACACGAUCGUCGAGAGACCGCCGAGCGCCCAGCAUUACCAUUCGUCGCACACCACACCGUACAGGCACAGGGGACACGCCGCCGCCGCCGGUACCGGCGCCAUCUCUCCGGAACAGGUGCUUAGACUGUUUGGUAAUGGCGUCUCGGAGCGACGACAGGGCGACCGCAGGACACCGGCGUCGUCGCCAGCGAGCGUCGCGGCGGUCAGGACCUCGUCGUCCUCGUCGUCGCAGCAGCAACAGCAGCAACAGCAACAGCAACAGUCGCAGCAGUCCCAGCCGAACACCGCGAACCCGCCAACCUCGCCGAGCUCUCAGCCGCUCAGCCUGCAGGAGCUCACCGUAAGGACAGUGACCAUGACGAGAGAUCCGCCGGACUCUCACCAUGGCUUUGGGAUCUGCGUGAAGGGUGGCAAGGACGCAGGUGAGAUCCGAAGUACCUUCAGGCUACCCCCGUCGCCGUACUUCGCGCCUCAAGACCGAGGGGUGGGUGUCUACAUUUCGAGGGUGGAGGAGGGUUCGGUGGCCGAGCGAGCUGGACUCAGGCCAGGAGACACCAUCUUGGAGGUGAACGGCACACCCUUCCGGUCGGUAACCCACGAGGAGGCCCUCAAAAUGCUAAAAUCCUGCAGGACUCUGAGUAUGACGGUUCGGGGACCAGCGCUGGAUCCACGUUGUAGAGUCGGUCAUCCGGUGUGGUCCACUUCCGGUCGCCAGCAAUCCUGCAGCUGGAUGGACCGUCAAGGUCGCCCAGCCUCGCCACCACCCGUGUACCCUUCCAGAGACUCGAGGUAUUGUCCAAGGACCAGGAAGGUCGAGCUCUGCAUCGAACCCGGUCAAUCGCUGGGCUUGAUGAUCAGGGGCGGCCUUGAAUACGGUCUUGGAAUUUACGUCACCGGUGUCGACAAGGACAGCGUAGCUGACCGAGCUGGACUAUUGGUAGGCGAUCAAAUAAUCGAGGUGAACGGGCAGAGCUUCGAGGAGGCGACCCACGACGAGGCAGUGCAGAUCCUGAAGACGAACAAAAGGAUGACUCUCUUAAUUCGCGACGUCGGGAAAGUACCACAUUCCUGCACCACCAGCCAGCCGAUGGUGAUGCCAACGUCUAGGUACUCCGAUCACAACCCGUUGCUAUUGGAGAGCCCCGGAAACCAUCGCCCGCCGAGCCCUUCCAUCGCCAGCGAUUGGAGACAUCGAGGAGGCGUGCAUACGGUGUCCGCCGCGACCGCUGCCAUGGUGGAGGAGAAAGCGAGGGUGGUCCUCGCGAGGAGCGAGAGGGCCGCGCUCUCGCAGCUUUUGGCCGAUUACAGGACCCGCCGUUUGACGAUCGAGGAGCUGGUCGCCAGCUUGGCCGACUUGUUGAACACCCACGAGAAACUGACUUUACUGACCGAGCUCAGGGAGCUCGUCGACAGCAAAGACAGGCCCGCCUUCGACGAUCUCGUUUAUAGGCCUCGCGUGGCUAUCUCAAGGAGAAAAGGCGAUCGCGCUCACUCCGAUCUGAUAGUGACGCCCUCUCUCCACGACCUUCCGAGGGGUGUGCACGGUGGUUGUUGCCGUCCGGGACGACUGGUGGACGUCGAGGGAGAUCCCCUAGGAGUGACAGGGCCGCUCUUGCCGCGGGAGAACCAGGAAUAUAGAUCGCCGAGCGAGGACAGCGGUCUCGGGGCCGACAUGCCCAGGACGAGAGCGGGCUGCAGGAGGACGCAGCAGCACCAAGUGACGACCUCCGACCUCGCCCUCUCCAACGACGACGAGUGCGACAACCAGGACUACGAGGACGAGCUGGAAAACGGUCGCGGGCGCAGGCACAGCUCGCCGAGCGGCUCCCGCGGCAACCCACGGGACUACGGACAUCACCACCUUCAUCCGGACAAUCUGGAGAGCGACGGUGUUUGCGAUGGUAGCGACGCCGAGAUGAUCGGUAACGGGAGACGCGGAGGCGGAACAGAAAGGGAUCGCGAAAUGGAGGAGGAUGAGGACGAAGGAAGGGAGGAAAGGAGCUCGGAAGGUGGAGGUGGUGGAGGUUUCGGUGGUUGGAGGUCCCAUUUGCUCGGUGGGCUGACGCAACGUGUCAAAUCCUGGUACUGGGGCGCCAGGCCCCUCGAACUCGCGCACAAGCUCUCGCGGAGCUUCGACAUGCAGGAAGCGCAGCUCCUCGAGGAAGGCGGUUCCGGUGGCGGGUCCGCCGGGGCCGGUGGUGCCGGCGGCCCGCCGAGGAGACACCACAGCGCUCAAAGGUUGACCAGGAGCGAGAUGUCGGAGAGAAGGGAGGAGGACGGCGCCCUCGUGGUACCUGAUCAUCAGGGGAACCUUAGGAUCACCGUGAAGAAGACCAAAUCGAUUUUGGGCAUUGCCAUCGAGGGGGGUGCUAACACCAAGCAUCCGUUGCCCAGGAUCAUCAAUAUACACGAUAAUGGAGCAGCUUACGAGGCUGGCGGGCUGGAAGUCGGUCAAUUGAUUCUAGAAGUUGACGGCCACAAAGUCGAAGGUCUCCAUCAUCAGGAGGUGGCGAGACUGAUCGCGGAGUCAUUCGCAAGGCGCGACCGCAACGAGAUCGAAUUCCUGGUGGUCGAAGCAAAGAAGAGCAACCUGGAGCCGAAGCCCACGGCUCUGAUAUUCCUGGAGGCGUAGCAGGAAUCUCCCACCUCCGAGCCGGAGCCACCGUAGCCCAACGCGUCCAGAGUUCGACCCUUGACGCGAGUCGAGCGUCCAGUUCGACGCUGAACCGCGGCAAACCUCGCGGAGGAAGCUGAAGAGAUCGAGAGAGCCGAAAAAAGAAACGGAACAGAGACGCGAAACUCCAGUCAAGUCAAGCACGUCAGGCUGAAGAAGAAGCUGAUAAGAAAGAAGACCAGACGUGCCUGCUCUUCAAUUUCUCCGCAACGCUCACAAUCUGAUGGUCGAGCUCUGAGUCGGGGUGCUAAUUGAACCUGGCCCUGGUGGUGGGAAUUACCGAAGAAGAAACAAAUCGAGAACCGGAGGACAAUUGGACGGUGAUACGGUGGCUCGAUUAGCGAGUCUCGAUGGUACGACGACUGUAGGAUCGUUGUCUGUAGUCGGGUUGUCCUCGUUCGUAGGCUAGCCUUCUAGCAGGCUAACCAAACUGACGCUCGCUUUUCGGGGUUAACACUUCGAGAACAGUAGAAGCCGAUGAAUCGAGGGGACGAGGAAGUGCGCGAUAGACGAUCCAGCUGUGGAUAAAAGGGGACAAUGAGGAUGACAAGAGAUGUUCGUAGAGGAUGAUGUCGGCGAAAGACGCUUCACGUGUGAGGAUCACGACGCGACGGGGACGGAAGUUGACUGUGCCAAAAUAUUAGGGAUUGUUUCGUGUAUAGUAAUUAUGAUAUACUAUUAAUCGUAAGGGAGAUCCUCGGUUCGAGAAGGAUUCUAGAUGUUCAGGUAACGUGGUGGGACACGCCGGCUAUACGUCGCCGCUAUCGCUGACGCGACCGUCCCACUGGACACUCAAACUAACAUGGACAUUAAACACGGAUCUGGUUCAUGCGAGUACGGCCGUGUUCCAUGGCGUCGAUCACGCGUGGAACACGGACGCUCGCUGUUGACUAAUGCGUUAUCGAAGACACCGGCUGAUGCCGUCGAUCAGGAUUUUUGUUGAUCGGCUAAUAAAGGGAUGGAUGAUCAAGUUUGGAGGUUAGGUUGACCAGCCGGUUCCGCCAUUUUAGAAACUCUUUGGCGACUCGGUGAAUCCUUGUUUCGAAUAAUGUUCUCGUAUGAAUAUCGAAACUUUGUUAUCUUUUCUUUUCUAGGACUGUUCGUUCACCGAUCUCGCCUAUUAAUCUUUCGCUCAUUUUAGAAUUAGAGGAAGCGUAUAUUGUAUGUUAUUCGUUUGAGGAUCACGGCUCUGAAAUCUGGUUGUUGCUGUUUUAUCCAGUUGUUGGAAAUAAAUUAUGCAUUAGAUGUAGUGUUUAAAUACUAUAGAUAUCAUUUGUUACAAAACAAUUGAAAGAGAUUGAGAAUUGUCGUUUUAGAGAAGUUGUAUGUAGUAGUAUUACUGUGAUCUAAUAUGGCGGACGAGAGGCCAGCAGCAACUCAGCGUUAGCAACGAGGAAAUUCUAUUGGGAACCCAAUUCCGUUCAACGUCCCUCGAAACAAUGGAUAUUCUGUUCCUUUCCGCGAGAAAUCGACGUUAGAGAAUAAUUAAUUAAAGAAUUGUUAAUUCGAGCGUAAACUUUCUGAGAAUGUCAGUGCAAUUCCGAGAGGAAACAACAGGCCAGAUCGACGGAAGUCCUGACCGAGCCGAGCCCGCGACUAACCACAGACUUAUUAUGGGAAUUGUUGAGGCUUAACAAAGUAUAUUAAUACAUAACGUAUAUAUUAUAUGAUUAUAUUAUUGACUAUCGUAGUGGAAUUGCAAACUUGUACCUACCGGUGGCGGCCGGGCACGCGCCGCGACCUGCUGUCGGACCGCGCGUGCGCGGCGGCCGAGCGAGAUUUAAAAAAAAUGGAAAAAAAAUUCUAUAAGUGUGCGAUAUUUUCAAAAUGUUACUAAACAUAGAGACCGCGUACUUAGUGUCGGGCCUGAUUCAUGUCGGUGUUCGAGCCGCGGAGGGAUCGCGGACGAUCGCAAGCGUGGCCAUGGACGAAGGGAAGAGGAUCGUCUCGAGGUUCAUCGGAAGCCGCGCGAGAAAGACAGACGAAAACCUUGUUCACGGUGUUGAAUGUGGACAGUCAUUCGUAGACUACGGAUUUCUAUGCAAAUAUAGAUUCUUAUGUUGUGAUCCGGAGAAUAGAAUCAAGAUCGUAUAUCUGUUCAAUCCUAGAGAAAUUUCUUUUUGUCGGCAAAAUAUUUUCAUUAUUGCUCGAAAGAGAAUAGAAUCCAUAAUUAUAAGGGUUGAUAACUGAAAUGAUGGUAAUUAUAUAUAAACAGUUGAAGGAAGAAAUGUGUAAUGGAAGGAUUGAUACAUUUUGAAUCAAGAUUUUGAUUGAUGUAGAAGUGAUACUUGUUUAUUCGUAACAAGAGAAAAAUGGAAUUUAAAGAAUUAAGAAUUUUGCAAGGUUUGGUAUAAAACGAGCAGUUUAUUCGGAUUAAUCGGAUCUUCGAGGACAUUGAAUCUUAAAAUGUCGGUUUCUGUUACAAAUGCAUAAAAUUCGCAGUCUACUAACUUGUUUGCGCAAGUGGAUCGCGCAGCGAUUGUUUAUCGGGUCGUUAUUUGAAAGUAGAACGAUCCUGUCGUUCGAGAACGACAUAGGCGAAAUUCGAAAACGUUUUCCACGAAAAUACGAUUUUCUUCGAUAUCUGCGCCGUUCAUGGGAAUUAGCCAUUUUAUACGAGAAACAGACGAUUCUUGGAAACUUCGCAGACAGGAUUUUGUAUGAAAUACACGGUAUCGUAACAAUAACAGUGAACAAUCGAAUUUCUAUCGGGAUUUUUCUUUUAAAUUUUUCAUUUUCUGUGAAGGGAUAAGACUAAUGUUUAAACUUCAACUAACCAAUGAUCUUUCUAUGAAAGCAAAUAAAAACAUAGACUAAAUUUAGAAUUCUAUUAUUAAACCGUUAAUUACAAUGAUAUUAAUAUUCCGUAAAUAAUUAGAAACUUCGAUGUUCACUUGUUUUCAUCGCGUGCCGCUUAUACGUUUAAUCAUUUGAAACCUGAAUUUCGCAACUGUCGAUCGUCGAACGACUCGAGGACACUGGCGGUUCUCGUCAUCGUGAUUCGAAUUUGUCACGGUUUUUUGUUUCACGGAUUUCAUGUUUCAACUCUUAGGGUAAGUUUUUACCGAAGCGACGAAAGUUUAAUGUUAAUAGGACCUGUAAUAGGAUCGUAUGAUUUGCUUUGGAUUUAGAGUUCCGCGUACGUCGAACGAUUCGUUGGAAUUUUAUUUUAGGCAGAUAGGUCACCGUUUCCGGCACGUUAAUAGAAGCCAUUCGUAUCGUAAUCGUUAAUCAGGCUAAUUGUAUUUAAACGAGUAGCGGUUUAUCAUUGGCGAAGUAAAACGGUAGUAGCUGUCGUCGUUGUGGAUAGUUACGGUUGAAAACGCGACUUGUUUAACGUCUUCUACCCGUUGCCAGUUGAUUAAAUGUAAUUUCCCGGUGUAGUCGAUCGGGCCCGCGCGACGCACCGACAUCGUGGCCGAUCGUCCGCGAUCGUCUCGCUUUAAAACUGAAAAAACCAAAAAAAUGAGAUACCAUACAAGCGAAAACCGUGCAAAGCUUCAGUAGAAUUGUCGCGUAUGUGUAAAACGAGAGAAAUAAGCCGAAUCGGACGGCGAGUCGAUGGGAAGAACGAAGAAACGAUCGGAUGCGAGACACCAGCGAUUCAAAAAUUCACGUUAACGUCACCUUCGAUUGAUUGUAUCUGCGAUUUCGUUGAUCCCUCCAUCGCUGAAUCUGAUAAUGAUGUAACAGAAAAAGACCCACGUUUACGCAUUGUGAACCGACCCAUCGGAAACCGGACCGUGAAAUUUAGAAUGUUCACGGAUUACCCUGAAAGGAUAAACGUUAAAUCUUGUUUCCACUAAUAAGAAUUUUAUCGCAUAAAAACGAGGCUAGUCUGUGAUAAUAUAGAACCGUACGUUUUAUUGAGAUCGUAACUUUAUUAUGACUCGUUUGUUCGUUUACUGUAAAUAUCCAAGAGUUUCCUAUAUACAGUUAAUUGUUGCGGCGAAUUUGGAAAGUGAAAAUUAUAAUUGUCGAACGCUAGAAAUUUUAGGAAUGUUUAGAAAUUUUACGAAAUUUCAGGUGCACUUGGUUAAAGAAGAAUAGCGUUGACGUAGAGCUCAUCGGACAGUUAAAUUUGAGAAUUAUAUUCACGUUUUGGACGUUCCAUCGCGAGCUGUAUUAUUACUGUACGUUUAGAUCCGACUCGGUUCACAAUGUGAAACGGAAGUCAGUAGAAUAACAAAGUCGCUUUAAUCGAGCCAGGAACAUUAUGCCACCGGAAGAACGUGUUAUUUUGUUAAGGUUCCCUCUCACGUUAAAUUUGUGAUAUAUCUCUACCAAUAUUAACAAUUUGCAGUUCACAAUCUAGACAAAUGAUUCUCAAUAAACGAUCAUCAAUCGAGAUUCAAAAUGACUCUCCAUUUUCAUUAGUGUGCGAUAAGAACGACGGUGACCCGAAAUUCACUAACGCGAACGAAUCAAAUUUACUGAUUACUGAUUAAAAAGAAAACAUUCAACUUUCAACAACUAAACAACUUCAAACGUCGAAUCUGAUGGUGAUACCCAAAGCUCAACACCGCAAACAAUUUAUAUCUUCUCGAAAAAAUCGCUGUGUACAAGGUUAUCGUUUGAAUCCACGGUCGAUCGAGAAAACCCAAAUAAACAGACAAAUUUCGAAGUUCGUUCGCUCUUGUCGCAACUUAAUCGGAAAUUGAUCCCGACGCAAGUCGACGGAGAUCGAAUUUUCUGGUCGUUGGUGUGCGCCAUCGCGAGGACAUGUUCGAGCGAAAGGGUACGCGUUUCGGUAAAUGUGCCAAAACCGGGAACCAGCGGAACAAACGUAGGAAGAAACGUAGUGGCCGGACGAGUGGCGUGAAAACGAAAAAGGGGGAACCAGUUGGAAGGAGUCAUCGACGAACGAUUGUUCAAAGGAAGACGACGGAAGAAGAACCAAGAGACGGAGAAGACCGCUUCGUUUUCUUCGACGGUGAAUCCGAGGACAGACGAAAACCGGAAAAGAGAAACCAGAAAAUGGUCCAGGGAUCGAGCGAAGAAGAAACCAAUGGCGGCUAGCUGCUUUUCGGCUAACAAAAGUAUAUACCUCGUGCUAAUAGUAUUUCUUCCUGUUUUCGAAGCGAAUUUUUAAAAAGAAAGAAACAGAAGAAGAAGAAGAAGAAGAAAUAGAGGAGGGAGGAGGAGAUAAUAUAAAACGAAGCAUCCACGAUUGCACUCGCAGCCCCGGGGACACUGGGAACGUAGCGACGAAAGAAGCUUGUGAAAACAGAUCGACUGGGGCGCGACAACAAAAAAAAAGAGCAAGAUGAUAUUUUUGUAAAGCGUUCGAUGUACCGCAAUCACCGGGGCGAUUCAAAGAUCUCAGCUGACAUAUCCGACAAUGCCUUACCGCUUUCAACGAGAAAUUAACCCUUGGACUUUAAGCGUCGCGAUUGAUCGAGGCUUUCUUUCGGGGAGGGGAACGGUCGAUCCGAAAUUUUCCGAUUGGUCAGUGAACGUGGAAACGUGGCACGAUGCAAGGAACACUGAUCGUGAGACUCGUGUACUCGAUAAUUGUGUGCCUUCGGCUGGACCGAUCUGGAAGAAUUAUUCAUAUAUGUUCACAGUUUCGUUGAAUCGAUUAGUUGGCCACGAUUGUUCGUGAAAUCGAGUGAGCAAGCUGUGCGUCCAUGAAAGGAAACUUUAAUGGUAGUUUCAGUGAAAAAAGAUUAUAUCAAUUCAGUGACAUACAUCAGCCGCCUAAUAAUUAUUAAUGUAUUAGCAAAGAAUUUCGUUGUAUAAUUCUAAAUGAUAUUUUACAAAAACACACUAUUGAAUCUUUAAUAGCAAUGGCAAGUCUCGGUGAAUGCGAGCCUGUCCCAGCGAAAUGCAGCAUUGAUGUAACGUUAAACUUUAGGUUUCAAGAGUUCAAAAUCCAGAAACAAUUCAGUGCAAAAAUAAUGCAUUUUUGCCACCGGUCCAGCAUGAAAGUACACAACGAGAAAACAGAGAGAGGCAGUAAAGGUGAAACGAAGGAAUCGAAGAAAAAAAAACUGCCAAACAUAAACAAUUACCCCGAGGAUAUCAGAAUUUGAAAGGUUUCGAGCUUCUCACGGUCGCUGGCCCGAAAAAAAAGAAUCCUGUCGAACUAAGGGAUAGUUGCCAUAUAGAUGAUUCGCCAGUAGAUAUUUUUCCACACGCGAGUUUUUCCCCGCCGGCCGAGCAGACGGAAGUCUGCGACUGGAAUCAUUAAAAGCGUUCGCUCUCGAUCGGUCGCUUUCCAAUUCCCGAUGGAAAAGAAACAUACCACGGGAGCACGGCGAACACGGGCGAUUGAUUCACCGCGCGCCAAUUAACGAAACCCCUGUUGUUUCUCUGGCGAUGCGAAUCGAAUGAUCGGCCGCCUCCGUUGUCCCGAAUCGCACUGUUCUGUGGCCAAAAUUUAUAACAUCUUCCCGUGAAAUGAUACUUAACCUGUUAACUACGGAGUUUACUUUAAAAGAUCUCUCAUUAUGCGCGCAAUAAAAUCAAACGAUAAAGUGUAUACUAAUCAAAAACAGAGCAAAUGCAUCUAUAAUAUAUUCUAACGAUAAGCUAAAACAAAACAAAGAAGAAUUACGUGUUCAUCUGAAAAAAUCAAGAAUUCAUCGUUGAAGAAAUUAGUAUCAUUUUGCUUUUUAGAACGUGUAAAACGGUUAACACUUUGAUCACGAGAAUUUCGAGCGCUUAGUGUAACACUACUUAUUGUUUCGUAACAAAGGCAAAUGAUAUUAGAAAUAAUUGUCAACGGUUUAGUAUCACAGUGCUUGUAUUGCAUUAUUAUCUAGCUGCUUAUGUUAUCGCAUACACUUAUUCGACAACAGUUGUCUUACUGUAAUUGCUACCAAGGAAUUUGGAAGCUCCAGUGAUCGGUGACUACUGUAUCAACAUGUUAACACAUUGUUGACCGGCAAUUUUAGGCAGUAGCUACCACACACCACCGGUUAUUAUUCCGUAAUUAAAUAUAAAAGUGAAACAAUCUAAAUGAACUUCAAUAUACAUGGUUUAUACAUAAUGAAUUGAAAUGAAACUUUGGACAUAUCUUUUAUAUAACUUUCGCGUUUUAAAAAUUGAAAUAGCUAAUGCAAGUUCAAACACGAGUUAACCCUUCAUACUCGUAUAUCAUGCUGAUGAUGACAAUACCAAUUCGUUAUAGAACCUUGGAAAUUGUUUGAAAAAGUACCACACUUUAAAGGAUUAUUAACUUAACACAGAAUCUACGGAGCAAUUAAAUUGACUUUUCGAAAUUUCUCUAUGGAAACUCCAAGAUUGCAUCUAUUGAGUCUUUAAUCGAUGUAGAAUUCAGUUUGCGUAUUAGUAAAUCAAUUUCUUCAAUAAUUUCUCGGAUACAGCUGUUAUUUUUUUAAUAAUUACAAAAAGGAGAAAUCCAGAAUGGCUCGUUUUGACCAUCCUCACAGUGCAGCCAAACGCCGUUUUCAGGACAAAACUCACUAUCUUAAAAGUAUGAAUGACAGAUAAAAAUGCUUCAAACAAAAAUUGUAAAGUAUAAAGCUAAACAUAUGGUGAUUAUAUUUUUGUUUACAUUAUGAGGAUAUUAUGAAGUUUCUUCAAUGACAAUGGACACUCUGCGUGUCAAUCCCAACGUUAUAUAAAUAGAGAAACGGAAUUUGUCUGCACAAAAUUUUUAUUUUUCAAAUGAAAACCAUUUUGUACAGCAGAGACUACUUAGCAAUAAUUUUCGUUAUGUGAAUAGUCGAGUUUUGGGGUUUUGUCCACAGGCGACACUGUGUUAAUAGCCACGAAAUACUAUUCCCGAGACAACGGAGGCAGCCGCGGGACCGUUCCAACGGAUAACGAAUUUCGCCUGGAAAGAUGAAAGCGUCUCGCGUCCGUGCACACAUCGCGAGUGAGCCAGCGAGCGUUCCAAUAAGACAGACACAGGGGAGAGGAAAAAAAGGAAGCAAAAAAAAAAUGGAAGCCGAUAACGGGGCCCCGAUUUCUAUGCGCGAAUUACGAUUGGUCGCCACCUUUCUCCGACGAGACGAGACGUUUGCUUUUUUCCCUCGCCCGGGGAAAAUCCGUCUCAAAUUUUCCACGCAGCGCUGGGCUCCACGCGUGUCUGACCACGCGUUCGUGUCUCCGCGCGCGCCGGUAUACAGUACCGUUUCUCCGCCGCUGCCAGCGGUUUUUUGCUUCACCGAUUCUGUAAGUGUAGACGCUCCUCUGCCACGGGCUCGAUUGUUCUCGUUCGUUUCGUCGUAAUUCGAUUUCUUUCCGUCUGCCUCGAAUCUGAUUCUUGUUUAUUAGAGUCGUUCGCGGUUCGGUUUAUUUAAUGCGAGUAUUUAUUACGAGGAAACGGUAACGUUGGAAGAUGACUCGUAUCAAGUUUCGACUGAAAAGCGCAUUCUUGGAAACUAUAAAUGACUUGGAAACUAUAAGUGAUUUCUGUUUGGUCGGUUUGCAGCCGAUUUUUGUUCGUUACGAUUAUUUGUAGUAUUAACUACAUAUUCAAUUGCUAUAUUAAAAUGAACUACUACAAUCUAUUUUAGUUAGGUUUAUUUGGCGGGAUCAUUUAUUACGGAGGAUAGAAGUAAGAGAUUGUAGAAUAGAAAGGAAUACGUUUUUCUGGUGAUCGGUGAAAUCUAUUUUCUUAUCGAAAGUUCGAUUGAUCAUAGGACAAUCGAUCGUUUAAUUGUGGAUCAUACGAAUCUAUCAUUGGCCAAAUCGAUUAACUCCACUUUUCGAAUUUUUUAAGAUUUCAUAAUUAAAGUGUUCCUCUGGUUCUUGAUUUUGUAUAUUUAAAAUAAAUCUUAUUAUGACUGAGUUUGAUACCAUGAAAUAAUAAAAAUCCUUUUGGUCAUGUAAACAUUGCAAUAAUAAUAAAAAGGACUUCGAAUAUAUACAAUUUUAUGCAUUUUACAUGUUUGUUAGAUUGAAGCUGUUCCUAUAACAAUACAGUAAGAUACAUUCUACAAUGAUUAUUUGAUUUUGCAUUUAAAGGGAAAUUUUGAAAAACGGUAUAUAAUUAUUGCAUCACUUUUCUCUACUUUCUGUUUUGUAGAGUUAAUCGAUUUGCCCAGUGAGUGCUCAUAUUAUAAUCGAAAUCAAUAUUCAAUGGUGGCAAGAAUUCAAAGAUCAUUUAUUUCUAACGGAACCAAUGAAUUCGAAACUAAUGUUCAUUGAAGUCAAAUUACGGAUGAAGGACGACGCUUCUCGAGUUCGUAGCAGCGAAACGAACGGUUCAGUCGACGAAGAAGAAUGAGCCCCGACUAGAUCGUAGUCGCGCGACGAAACGCGAUACGUAGAAAACCGAACGUUGCACUUCGUACUUACGAGGAACCGACCAGCCAAUUACCAGUUCCAGAUAGACCCGCAGUGAAUGUUUUCCGGUAGUGAAUAUUAGGCGAGGCUGGCGAGCGUGACCGCGAGCCGACCGAUCCAUAGACGGUGUGCCCGUAAUUUAGCUACCGCAUGUGACCGACCAAGUUGGACAAAAUCUAAUCUCACUGAACAAUGAAACUGACGGAUUUUGCCUUUGAGGACGAAUGUCGCCAUUUUCGAGAUAUCAGACUUUCAUAUCCGAGAUACAAAGUUAGGAACAUAUAAUGUAUGUUAUAAUUAUUUAAUUAUUCGAAUAUUGAAUUAUCGAUACGUAGUUCUCUUUUACUUUACCAUGAUUUUGAAGCAUAGUUCACCUUCCCUUGUUGAAGAUUUCGAAUAUCUCAAAAAUCCUCAUCAAAAAGUUAAACUGCAACUUCCAUUCGAUCGCGAGUUACUAUCUACAAUCAUUAGACAGUAGGAAUUUCAGAAUGCCACUGCUCUAUUUUCAACUUACAAAAAUUCUCAGUCUUCGUGAUACUUUCCACUCGCGUAAAGAUCAAAUCUAGCAACCAAGGGUCACAGUAAUCAGUUCUGUCACAGUUGUAAACCGGUAACGAUCGAAGAUGAUGAAAGAUAAAGUUAUCGGAUCCAUAUUCGUAUCGUUGUCAGUGAUAUUUAAUCGGAUUACAUUUUGCCCAACUUUGGUGGCCGAGAUUUAUCUCGAAAAGAAGAGCGACAAGAAAAGAAAAAGGGAAAAAACGAAAGAAACGAACGGAUGGAAAUGGAAAAUCGUGUACGGUGCGUGUAUGUGAGACAGACAGUAAACAAGUAUAGCAAAGUGAUUUAUUUUUUCAAAACGAACGACAGACAGAAGGAGAGAGAGAGAGACAGAGACAGAGACACGGGAGCGUACUCGUACCCAUAAAACCUGUUCAGCUUUCGCACCGUUCCAUCGUUUCAAGCAAAACUCGCCUUUUUCUCCGAUCGACCCGACUGGCCUCUGGGCGCGAGCUACGGAGCGGUGCUAUUAGACUGUGACAGCGAUCGAAAGCGAUCCGCGCACCGAUGAAAGGAUACUGGCGUAUUUUCUGCCGAUCCGUUGAAAGGAAUCCUGGUCUACGCUAUCUUUCCUUUUGUUCGCCACGAUACGGAAUUAUUAAUGGGUCGGAAUAAUAGGUUUAACUCCUGUUUCGAAGUUCCCGAGGAAAACAAAGUUCUUGUCAAUUAUUUUUGGAUUCAUUGAUAUUGCGAUUGGUAAUAUUAAUAAUUCAUAAUUGUUACUACAAUUACUGAUGUUGAUGAUUAAAAAUAAUUAAUAUUACGAUUGUUAAUAUUGAUGAUUAAUGAUGAUUAAUAUUUUAUUGAUUGAUAUUGGUAAUUAAUAAUA